Portunus trituberculatus (swimming crab) is the source of this 5610-nucleotide messenger RNA. Its product is annotated as protein piccolo-like. The coding region runs from base 1106 to 4393 and encodes 1095 amino acids. The record is from RefSeq and is a predicted model, not a curated record. Lineage: Eukaryota; Metazoa; Arthropoda; Malacostraca; Decapoda; Portunidae. The transcript is spliced from 2 exons.
AGGGCGGGGCGGCGAGAGGGGAGGGCGCGGGAAGGGAGGACAGGCCUUGCAGCAGCUUCCACCAGCCUCAGUCGCGGUGGCGUUGGCUCAGGACGCGGACCUCUGUUCCUUCCUCCUCUGUCGCCUCUCACUGGACGCUGCGUCGCCCGCCACACCCCACUGCCGGGCCAAGGACCUUCCCUAACUCUACUUCUUCGGCUCUUACAGCAUUGGAAGACCCUCAGCCGCGCCUCGCCCACUUUGUACCCACUCCCAUUUGUUCCCAUGAUACGCCCUUCACUUAUCUCACGGUACUCUUGAAAUAGAUUGAAAUAGAUCCUGUACAGAGUCCUAUGUCCUUUGCUUUUCUCCUCACGCCCUCCCACGGCCGUCAACGCCCCCAACCCCGGCCAAAGCUCCCCCAUGCGUUCCCUGCAGACUUAAAGAAAGGUUGAGGUGAAGUCGAGUGUGAAGUGUCUCGUCAAAAGGUUCAUUUCAUGCAGAGUUGGAGCGAAAACGUUGCUUUGGUGAAGGUUUCUGAGCAAACUGCGAAGUGAAACGCGGAUUCGAAGCGUGACACGACACUAAACGAAGCAUUGGAGGAGGUGCAGUGAAGCAGUGGAUCGAAGGGAAUUCAAUCAAUGAGCAAAGUGAAGCGAAACAUUAAACGAAAGGGUAUGAAGCACUGAGCGUAGCGUGGAUCAGCAGGCCGCGGGGAGUGAAGCACAGAUCAGAUACCAUUGAACCAGUGACGCGAUAAAAAAAAAAAGUUAAAAAAAGGAGAAAGAAAAUAAGUCACACUGAAUAUUGGAAGCGCCUGAGCGAAGCACCGGACCAAAACGAGAACAAGAGGAAUAAGAACAAAAUAACUAAAUUACAGACAACUACAACGAGGUAAAGAGACGAUAAAUGAAUAAUGAGAGACAAAAUCUGUAAACUUCGAUGGAAACUUAAGAAAUAAUACAACUUUUGAGGAAACUUGAUCCAUGGGAGUUAGUCAAGUGUAGAGUGAAGGAUGAUGAUGAUGAUGAUGAUGACAAUGAUGACGAUGAUGAUAAUGAGGGCGAAGAUAAGAAAGUGAGGCUGUUUCUUCAAUUUUCUCAAUUUUCUUAAUUCUCCAGAUUCCAUGAUGGCUUCUCCACGGGGCGGCGUCCUCUCACUCCUGGUCUUGGUCGCUUCGUGGGCGCUUCUGGCUUCCUGGUGUAUUGAAUUUUGCCUCUGCCUCGCGCCUCCCGCAUCGCUAGCACCGCCCGCACCGCCCACUGCCUCCCGCCCUCGCCCACAAGCCCUGUCAGUUGUGUCUCUGUCUCCUGCCUUUAAUUUGCGUGUUUUUCCAUCCCCCAGUCCACACUCCAUAGUCUCCCAGUCGCCCAGUUCGAAGCCCAUAGUCUCUCAGUCAGUCAGUUCACAGUUCACGAUUUCCCAGGUUACUAGUGAACAGUUCUUGAUCUCACAGCCAACUACUACACCGGAUUUGGUCUCCCAGUCGUUCAGUUCACAGUCCACGGUCUCCCAGUCGACCACCUCACAGGGUUUGGUUUCCGUGUCUACUACUUCACAGACCAGUCUCUCCCAGUCAACCAGUUCACAGGAUUUGAUCUCCCAGUCGACUAGUGACCAGCCCAUUGUCUCCCAGCCCAGCUCACACUUUCCAGCACUGCAGUCUGCCAGCCCACAACCGCGCCGCUCCCUCCCCCACGCCGGGACGCCCCCACCACUGCCACAUUUGCCUCGAUCAUCAAAGCAACUUUAUUUGCACCUACAACCCAAUUUCUUUUUCACGUCCUCUCCUAAGAGCCUUAUCGGAGGAGAGCGCGAAGAAAGAAGGGACGGGGAAAAAGACACUGGAACAGGGAAUGGAGGUGAAAGCAUUGGAGAAGAAGGAGAAGAGGAAGAGAGAGACUGGCAAACUGUCACAGACUCUCAAAUAAUCACUACCAAUCACCCGGCAGCAGGACCUUCCCCCGAUACGCAGUCUGGCAUGUGGAGUACGGACCAGGCCAGACCAGAGGAGGCGGAGGGAGGGGGUCAGGAGAGGAUGGGAGAGGGAGGAGGUGAGGCCGGCGCCCGACGGACUGAAAAAUCAAGUCGCAAAUUAUACGCCAUCUCAGGCAAAGGGGACAAGUUGAGUCAGAGCAGAGGUUUCACCGUGGCCCACCCUCUUACCCCCACCGGCGAGUCUUGGCCACCUGCUGAGGGCCACACAGAUCCUCGCCGAGCCUCAACAAACAGCAAACCAACAGUCAGGGGAAGGAGUAUUGGCGGUAAAGAGCGAUACUCCCCUCCACUGCUAGCGAGGGGCGCCCUGGACCUUACCUCGGGAGAACAAGAGCAGCAGGAGCAGCCCGUGAAGCAGCCGCCCCGCGCCAGGCCGCCAGACACAGGAUCGACCCUUCAGAGAGCGACGGGGGAACCGCCAGGCCUUUUGAAUGUAAAUGAAAUGAUGGUGAAUUCUCUCAGAAGUCUAGAACAGGAAUACACGACCAGCGAGGAAACGCGUCUGUUUGAGAGAAAGUCUGUGUCAGGCAAAUGGGACAAGCAGGCGGGAGGAGAGGAGGAGGAGGAAGGAGAGGAAGAGGAGGAGGGAUCGUUGGAGGAAGACAGCAUGAGUGAGCCGCAUUCGAAGCUUCAGGUCGUGGCAUCUUCUGUGAAGCCUGAGCAGCUGUCCCGCACCCAUGAACUUGAAGCGAAGAAGGAGUGGCAGCUGAUACGAGAGGCCCUAGUGGUGCGUGACUCCCUGCAGGGCGCCAGUAGAGGACGUUCUGACCCUUCCCUGACCACUGGACCCCUGCGCGACCUCUCAUCAGCCUCGUCACCCUGGCCCCUGCUCCUCGCCCCCCCAACGCUCACAUCAACACCUCAGCGCGUAGACACACUCCCAGAGGUCAGUUUACCCACGCCACUCCAAUCAGUAACCCCAGAAUCCCAAACUCGCCCCGCCUCGCCUCGCCUCCGCCGCCUAUCACAGCCGCCCCCGCAGCACACCACGAGCAUCCUUAACAAGGAGAAUCCGCCAAAGUGGAAGAAAACCUCCCAGGAUCAGGAAACCCUUAAAGAAGAUCCCCAGAAAUCUCCAUUAGUCUCUACCCGACAACUCGGGAAUAAGAGCGUGAUGGUGUCGUGGGAAGACAGCGCCACUAACACCACCGCUAACACCGCGGCCACGAGUGACGCGAGGCCUGGAGCAGAGCGCCACUCUGCUCGCAGUAAUGCUGCACCCGACGCUUCAAGUGACGCUCAGGAUGCACCGCGCCGCCCGCCUCAGUUCAUGACGCAGGGAUCUUUGUAUUCGCCAAAGACAAGGCGCCGCGACUCAGGACGGUGGGGCAGCAGGAGUCCCCCGGCGCCCCCGCUCAAUGGCUCCGCCUCAUCUCACAAAUGGCCGGUGGAGAAAACGAGCGAGAGUGAGUCUUCAGAUCCACGUCACUUGUCCCCGCCGCCCACCCACGGGAAGACUCAACUAACUCAACGUGAAGAGAGAUACACGCCGCCACGCGCCCCAACAGCCCCGCCUCGCGAGUUAAAGCUGGGGGAAGGCGCGCCCUCCACCAGCCUCGCCCCAGUUGGAGAGGACAUAACUCGCGGUGGGAAGAAGAGAGGGAAAAUUAUUGCUCCCGUAGAGAGAUCCGAGAAAAAUAUGGUGGAAGGGUCGCCGGCGAGGAAAAAUGGAGGAGGAAAUUUGAGGCCUGUCAUCCCAAGAAUAAAAGGAGGAGAGAAAGGAGGAAGACUAGACAGAGAAGAGAGAAGAGGAGCAAGUAAAAUCACCAAGGACGCUGCACAAGAUAGUGACACAUCGCGGGGCGAGACAAAUGAUGACAAUGAUGAGACAGCUUCACAGGGAAUGAAUUCUGCAGAGGCUGGGGUCAAGACGCGAAGCUCACACCUCAGAAGACAGAGACUCUUCAGGCGAGACACGGAGACAACACCUCAGAUCAACGAGGGAGGACGCGGUACGGGAGAGCAGCAGCACCACGAGAUCCCUGGGCAGAGGCGACGCAAGAUGCGGCCUCCCCUGGCGCCCCGCGACGCCUUCCAAGAGCACCCGUACGCCGCUGUGGAGGCACCGCCAUCUGUAGGACAUGACCGCGCCGCGGCUUCGCUCCCCCAAGUUAAAACUAGCAUUGUUGAUAAGGUAAACAAGGGGCCCCGUCCAGCGGCACCGCGAGGCAUGGCAGCGGUGGCGGGUCCUGGCGACCCUCCCUCCAGGCACCAUCUCUCCCAGGGCCCCGCGAACACCGGCAGCGCGGACUACAGUUACUUCCCCCCGGGGUUUGCCACAGUGGAUACUUCGGAGGGUUGUCAAUGCUGGCAGACACACGACGACAGUCUCACCCUGGAGGAGGAGUGCCGCUGCCAGGGAGAACAUAUCGUACAGCUCCCCACCAACCUCUCCACCACCAUGGACAGACUGUGAGUGUGACCCUCCCCUUGCCACCCCACCCCAACCCAUCUCUCUCUCUCUCUCUCUCUCUCGGAAGUAGUGAUGGUGAGGGGUGGAAAGAAGUAGUCAGGGUGUGGACCUCUGCUUUAAGAGGAUGGGCGGGGUGGGAUGGGCGGUGUUCCUGGUGUGAGGGCCUGUAGUGACGCCCUCCCGCCCCGCCCGCCCUUCUCUCCCCUUCCCGCCCCUUCCCGCAGUGUUCACGCGCUAUUUCCCUCCAUCGUUUGUCUUCCACCGCCGCUUUCCACCUCAGAGUGCGCUGGUCACCCUCCGCGGCUGCCGUGGAAACUGGAUCUUCUAUAGUCAAUUUCUCUCUCUCUCUCUCUCUCUCUCUCUCUCUCUCUCUCUCUCUCUCUCUCUCUCUCUCUCUCUCUCUCUCUCUCUCUCUCUCUCUCUCUCUCUCUCUCUCUCUCUCUCUCUCUCUCUCUCUCUCUCUCUCUCUCUCUCUCUCUCUCUCUCUCUCUCUCUCUCCUGACCCUCUACAAUAUAUUUAUAAUCCUCUAUAGACAGACAAUACACAUAAGUAGUUUCCUUGCAUUAAUGUAUUUGCUGAUGUCCACAUUGAUGUAAAUGUAUAGUUGAUAGCGGUGAGAUUACUAGCAAACUAACCGUAGUCACCCUCAUUAACCAACUGUGUGUGUCAUUUUCUUGCUGCUUAGUUAAUCGAAAGAAAAAAAAAGUAAGGGUUGAUAAUUUUUUUUUUUCAAGUUUUAUAUAAUACUAACAGAAACUGAGAUUGGUUUGUGUUUAUUCUUGUCACUCUGAGUCUGUUCGCUCACAUUAAACACGUGACAAGAGUGACUGUAAACUGUACCCUGAAAAAAGACCAGAUUUUCUCAAGUCUUACAUGAAAAAAAGCAGAGACAUUCAGAGCCUUUUUUUUUUUUUUUAAUUUGCCAGUCUUGUCAGUCUUCCCACACAUAAGACAACAAGAACCACUAACUUAAACCAUCACUGCACCAAAAAAUAGACCAUCACUUCAUUAGAACCCAUAUCCUGACAAACCACCUGGAAAAUUAACGAACUGACCAUCAAAUGUAUAAAAAUAGAACAGAGAAUACACAGAGCGAGAGGACUUAUGCACCCACCAAUCCACACACACACCCUUACCCUUACCCUCCUCCCCUUCACAUACGUACCCUUACCAUUCACCACGACAAGUACUCAAGGUAAUAAAGAAUUCUUGCUGUGUU